This is a messenger RNA of Coccomyxa subellipsoidea C-169, 1611 nucleotides long. Its product is annotated as CDP-diacylglycerol--glycerol-3-phosphate 3-phosphatidyltransferase. Gene Ontology annotation, cellular component: membrane. The coding region runs from base 212 to 1072 and encodes 286 amino acids. Gene Ontology annotation, molecular function: CDP-diacylglycerol-glycerol-3-phosphate 3-phosphatidyltransferase activity. The record is from RefSeq and is a predicted model, not a curated record. The transcript has 5 exons. NCBI's taxonomy places the organism in Eukaryota, Viridiplantae, Chlorophyta, Trebouxiophyceae, Coccomyxaceae. Gene Ontology annotation, biological process: glycerophospholipid biosynthetic process.
CGUUUACUGACCCAUAUAAAUACUUGCAGGGUGACCUUGCUCGGGUUAGGUGCCCGCCUUACGAUCUGCUGCCUUCUAGCGAAACCUAGGUCGGUGGCUACUUGCGACUAGUAAAGAGAAGGGGCCCUUAGAAACCAGUUAGGUAGUUCAGACAAGUAUUGACAUCGCUGUAAUUACGUAAGAGAAGCGUUGGUGGCGCCCUGCCACCAGCAUGGGCAGCAAACCAGGCCCUCCCAUCCAGAGGAUUCCCUUGCUUGGAGUCAGCCCUGAAGAAUCCUUGGAUUCGCCCAUAGACCGCCGCAGCGACUACUACAGGCAGCGGGCCAGGGAGGAGCGGCCCUCAGGCGUGCUGCAGCAGCAGAGCAGGCAGGCACAGCCGCUGCUGACAGCGCCAAACCUGCUCACCUUCCUGCGGGUCCUGCUGGUGCCUGUACUAGUCGUGCUCUGGUUCCAUCCCCACCGGCUGGCGCCUCUGAUGGCGGCCAUCACCUUCAUAGUCGCUGCCAUCACCGACUGGGCCGACGGCUACCUUGCGCGCAGGAUGAAAGUGACCACGGCGUUUGGGGCGUUUCUGGACCCGGUGGCGGACAAGAUCAUGGUGUCCACAGUGCUGGUGCUCCUGGCUGUGUCGCCACCAGAGCCGCUUAGUCACAAGGACUUAGCGAUCCCUGUAGUCAUCAUGAUCGGGCGGGAGAUCACCAUGAGCGCCCUGCGCGAGUGGGCCGCCUCAUCCGGAGGCGGCGCGCACAAGGCGGUGAAGGUGAACUCGCUGGGCAAGUGGAAGACAGCGCUGCAGAUGGCGGCGCUGAGCGCGCUGCUGCUGCUGCACAAGGCGCACAAUGUUCUGGGGCGCAGCGAGGAAGUGCUAGAGGCCCUGCACUGGGCCGCCCGCGCGGCGCUCAUCGUGCUCUGGGCGGGGGCGUUCCUGGCGGUGUGGUCGCUGUCAAACUACAUGGCGAACGUUUGGACCUAUUUCCGGUACCCAAACGGCCUCGCCUCGCCGCAGAAUUCGCCGCGGCCGAUGCUGUCGCCGCGACUUGGCUCGCUGCCGGCACGCAAAAAGUCCAUGUGACCAGAUUGUGUGAUCCCCUGGUCAUUAGUAAGCCGAUGACCUGUAGGCGGAGCACGCUGUUACACUAUACUGCAUAUCUAUGUUACCAGUUCGGGCGGUGUCAGCUUGAUCGGGCCGUCAGGCCUGGCAAGCACAUGCAAGGAGUAUAGCCUUGGCAGCUCUCUCACUGAUCUAAGUAUUGCUUCUGGGCUGCUAGUCGUUUUUUAGGGAGUGUAUGAAGUAGAGGAGUUGUGAGAGGGAGAGAGGAAGGCAAUAUAGGGAUACCGAAGGACUUUUCAAGGACAAUAAACUGGACUGCAAGAUGUGUUCAAUGGGGCGGGGAUUUUCCCUAGCUCUAGACCGGUUGUGACUUUCAGCAAAUGAUUGAGCACUUCAGUGAAGCAUGCCAACAACUGACCUAGCAAGUUGGGCAGGCUGCAGACAUGCACAAUAAUCAUCUCGUGCAUAUUUGAGGCUUCAGAACUUGAGAUGACGUAUCGUGGCUACAGCAGUCCAUAUAAUACUUUUAUCACAAAUUCUGCAAUCAACGUCAUUUACUU